AUGCGUAUCUUCCGGAUCCUCCGCUUCCCCUCCACCACCUCGAUCAUCAGCACAUUUUAUCCACUAGGCAUGAGCUUCGCCGGGGUAGUUCCACCUAACAAUGGGCCGGGCUCUCCCACGACGCCGGGCGGCCAGAUUUCCAGUCACAACCGUAAACGUGGGAUGGGGAGGACAGCCUGCUCGCGUUGUAAAACAAGGAAGCAGAGGGUUGCCCGUCUGCUCCAGCUGUACAAAAGCAAGGGCAACAUGCGACUUGCAAAAUAUUCGCGGCGAGGACCUGGUCGUGGCAAAGUCGCCAACCUAGAGAUCCAACUCCAGCGGCACCAGCCCGCGCGGGCUGAACAGCCGGAUGCGAGGUUUCCUCCGGGCGGGUUGCCGGGGCGUAUCAGCAUUGGCGAUAUUCAAGUCAACUCUCUUUGUUUCGAUUUACCCGAUACAUCUUCGUUUGCCGACUCCUCACAGUUUGGGCUUCAUCUUGCCCUUAAUCUCAGUGACGUCGCGCAAGCAUCGACGGUGAGCAAGGCAGGAACGCCCAGCCCCCAGUCAACCGGGGGUUUCCAUUCUCAAGAUGAUCGUUUGGAUACCUCGCCCAGUGCGGGAAACUAUCCAUUCACCGCUAUUAUGGACAGCCGCACAGAGGGUGCUGGACCACCUCCAGAGGACCUGGGUACGAAGCUCAUCGAGACCUACUCGGAGAGACUAGACUGGAGGUAUCCUUUCCUGGAUCUGGGACAGAUUUUGGAACUGCACGAAGAGAGAGAAGCCCUCUCGCGUGUAGAACCACAGUCCCUGACAGUGAGCCAGCGAUUUGGAUUAUUCAAAUUGUACCUCGUGUACGCUGUAGGGUCCGGACUGCUUGCUUUAACAGAAAAACAGACAUCCUCACCGACGCCGGAGGCUUUUUAUGCAACAGCCAUACAGCAUAUUUCAGCGGCACGAGAACCUCAAUCGCUCGAGAGCAUUGAGGCCAUGGUUCUUCUGGUGAUUUUCCACCUCCGCUGCUCCCUUAGCCAAGAGCUAUGGUACUUAAUUGGGUUCGCCAUGCGUACCUGCAUUCACCAGGGGAUGUACCUUUCCCGGCGCGAAGUCGAUUUGCCCCCUGCGACCAUUCAAAAACGACGAAAACUCUUUUGGACUGUUUACUCCCUUGAGCGCAACAUUUCCAUCGCACUCGGCUACCCUGUCAGUCUCCCUGAUCGGUUAAUCGACGUGGAUAUGCCCACUGUGAUGCGAGAGGAUGACCACAAAUUGCGGCAGGCCAUUCAUAUAUUCCAACUCAGGAGAAUUGAGUCUCGCAUUCAUCAUUCUAUAUACCGCAACGACCGCACCUUGCAAGAUCUAUUACCCAAGACGAGAGGACACUACCAGCAGCUGCAGGAGUGGAAGGACCGUAUAGUGGCGUCUGUGGAUCUAUACAGCAGUCGUCGCCUAGACUACUUCCUUCUUCACUAUCACCGGGCCACGCGCCUCCUUAUCCAGCCUUUCCUCUCUAUCUUGCCAAGCUCUGACCCUUACUAUAAAGCCUGUCUAGAAUCCGCGGGUCAGAUCUGUCAAAUUCACAAGAGACUGCAUCAGAACUCCGAUUAUGGACACAGCUUCAUCGCCGUGCAGACCGUCUUUGUUUCCGGCAUCGUGCUGCUCUACUGCUUGUGGACGCAUGCGAGUGACGUGUGGAGUGUGCGGUUAAGCAAUAAUAUUCGAGCAUGCUCGAGCGUCCUGUUCGUCAUGGGAGAACGAACUCCAUGGGUACGACGAUAUCGUGACGCAUUUGAGGCGCUGGUGAGCGUGACCAUGGAGAGACUGGAAACACAACAGACAGACGCUGGAGUAGAUGGUACGGGAACCACAGAAGAUAUUCCCAUGAACGAUACUGCAGUCCCGGUGGUCCAAAGUACUGAAAUUGGUGGAAAUGCAGCCGUCUCGAGCGGGGAGUUUAUGAAUGGACCCGAAUCUGUCCCAGGAGAGCCUAUGCCGCCGCCGCUGCAGGUAUUACAGGAUCGAUGGAUGGAGUUCGAUACCAUGGCGGUUGUGAACGAGCUUGCAACUUGGGCAGAUCCGGACACCCCUUCGGCGCAAAUACCUUGGACACUCGGUUAUGGGAACUUCGGCGAUAGCUGUUGGGAGGAAUGGCAGUUGCCAUAG
This is a messenger RNA of Penicillium lagena, 2142 nucleotides long. RefSeq names its product fungal specific transcription factor domain-containing protein. Gene Ontology annotation, biological process: positive regulation of transcription by RNA polymerase II; DNA-templated transcription. Gene Ontology annotation, molecular function: sequence-specific DNA binding; DNA-binding transcription factor activity, RNA polymerase II-specific; zinc ion binding. The record is from RefSeq and is a predicted model, not a curated record. The transcript is spliced from 4 exons. NCBI's taxonomy places the organism in Eukaryota, Fungi, Ascomycota, Eurotiomycetes, Eurotiales, Aspergillaceae. Bases 1 to 2142 code for a protein of 713 amino acids.